GUCACUGGUCUUAUUAAUACUAAGCAGAGAGCUACUAUGAUUGUAGUCUGUGUUAGUGAAUGGCUAGCUUUCCCCCCCAACAGGUGAUACCGUCUUUUGCUUAUAGGGAUUGUCAUCAUCAAGAGAGCCACUCUUUGCUGAGGCAGGGGUUCUAUUCCACCCAGGAACCUAGCCAAGAAAGGCCACAAAAUUUAUCAUCUAAUUCUUUCCAGCCACCAACCCAAAGCCCAUUUUCACCUUCUAAAACUCAGGACAAUUGUGAAAGCUUCCCCAUGAGUGUCAGUAAUCUCCCAUCUGUGUCCUCUAUGUAUCAACCAAGCAUGUUUAAUUAUGAGCGUCCAAAACACUUUAUCCAGUCUCAGAAUCCAUAUCAAGGGAAGCCACAGCCUCCAGGACCAGAAACCUCUACUGCGCUUCCAACCAGGCAAACCAAGCAGUCUUCCAUUCUAAUCCAGCCUUGUAACCCUAACGAGAAGAAAUUUUCUUCCUCUUCAUCGCUGAGCUCGCCUAUCUCGCUCUCCUCGCCUUCAUAUAGCGCUUCAUUUCCCGUAACACCUGCAUCUGCGCAGUCUCCUGCUAGCUCCUCAUCUGGGCAGAGGAUUUCAUCCAUGCAUAACCAGUCCCCUGCAGCAUUCCUUUGUUCCGUGUUGCCCUCCUCACACUUUGAUUAUAAUAGCCAAGGCCCUUCCUCGGUGGAGUCAAACAGUUAUUCAAAGCCUAUGUACAAAAAGCAAACCAGCAGCACCAGACAAGUGCAGAAGACUUCUGACAGAGAGAUACAAGGAACGAAAGACGCCCUCAUUCAAGACUUGGAAAGAAAACUACGAUGUAAAGAUAACCUUCUCCAUAACGGAAACCAACGUUUAACCUACGAAGAGAGGAUGGCUCGCAGGUUACUUGGACCAGAAAAUGCUGCAUCUGUGUUUGAACCUCAGAGUGAAGAAAAUCCACAGGACCCACAUCAGCAGAACAUGGAAAGCACACGGCUGCAAGUUCCUACGCCACAAGUAAGGAGCAGGCCAUCUUCAAGAGGGGAGAGGAAUGAGCAAGGCUCAAUCCAGGAGAAGUUUUUUCAACCACGUUUCUUGCAAGUGCCUGAAGAUAUAACAGUUGAAGAAGGACGAUUCUGCAGGAUUGAUUUCAAGGUCAGUGGACUACCAGCUCCAGAUGUGUCAUGGUACUUAAAUGGAAGACUGGUUCACCCAGAUGACUUUCAUAAAAUGAUUGUUUCUGAAAAAGGCUUCCACUCAUUCAUUUUCGAAGUCGUCCGGGUUUAUGAUGCAGGAACCUGGGAGUGCGUGGCUUUUAAUCGUGCUGGAGAAGCUUCCUUUAGAGUAAAGCUAGAUGUUAUUGCACGAGAACACCGGAAAGCCCCCGUGUUCAUCUUUAAACCACAAAGCACAAAAGUUUAUGAGGGGGAUUCAGCCAGACUUGAAUGCCAAGUGUCUGCUAUUCCCCCACCACAGAUCUACUGGAAAAGAAAUAACGAAAUGGUACAAUUCAAUACAGACAGAAUCAGUAUGUUUCAUGAUACAUCUGGAAAGGUUUGCUUGCUGAUCCACAAUACAAAUAAAAAAGAUGCUGGUUGGUACACAGUGUCUGCAGUCAAUGAAGCAGGAGUAGCAACAUGCCAUGCCAGGUUGGAUGUAGCUACUCACACAUACAAGCCAAUUCCAAACCCAAAGCCGUUGAAAGUUCGACCAACUUUUAGCAAAUACUUGGCACUCAACGGUAAAGGUCUGGAUGUGAAACAAGCUUUCUUGCCUGAUGAAGGAGAGUUUCAGCGUAUGGCAGCACAGUCUGGACUCUAUGAGAGCGAUGAACUUUAACUGUCAAUAAUAUGGAAGAAAACUUCUAUUGCUCCUGCAACAGACACUUAUGAAGAAUGCAUAGGUUCAAUUAAGUGGUGGUUGCACUGAUUAGCAAACAUGCCUAAUAUAUUUUUAUUUAUAAUUUAACUCUUGCUCUUACUUCCUGCUGCUGUGAUUUUACUAAGAUCGAUGUGUGUGAUUGUAGCAGAAGGAAAUAUCAAUGUUUGUACUUCUAAUGUUAAAGGCCAAGGAAUUUGGCCAGUGGACAAUCAUGAAAGUGCAGAUGGCUUGAAUACAUCUAGAUUCAGUCACACAGUUUGUAUUCAUACUGCUUUGUUAUUAUCACUCCCCAUAAUACUACAAUUUAUGCUGGCUGACUACUAAAACAUAAACUUUAGUGCUUUUAAUGAAAGUUUUAUGUCCAAUGCAAAUAAAAGUUUUAAAUAUAA
Elgaria multicarinata webbii is the source of this 2260-nucleotide messenger RNA. RefSeq names its product myotilin (gene MYOT). The transcript is spliced from 10 exons. Bases 60 to 1829 code for a protein of 589 amino acids. Gene Ontology annotation, biological process: homophilic cell-cell adhesion; dendrite self-avoidance; axon guidance. NCBI's taxonomy places the organism in Eukaryota, Metazoa, Chordata, Lepidosauria, Squamata, Anguidae. Gene Ontology annotation, molecular function: cell-cell adhesion mediator activity. The record is from RefSeq and is a predicted model, not a curated record. Gene Ontology annotation, cellular component: plasma membrane; axon.